AUGGCCAAUCCUGUCAACCCCCCGCAAUGGACGCCGGACGAGAUCGAAGAUCCUCCCACUCCAGGCUCGUUCACCGACUCUGAAGCCUCAACACCUCAGGAGCAGGCCAAUGAGCCAUUUUCUCCAGACCCGAAUGGCAUCCCCAAGAGGGUACCGUCCUUGCGCUCUGUGUCCGACCCACAAGCCACCGCCGCCCAGAUGUCCGCUUCAUCGACACACAUGGGCCUCCUCAACAACGCCAGGCGACCGAUGCCCCCACCUACAAUGUCAGCGGGCCAGCUUCCUGCUGGGUUGAAUGCCAAGAUGAAGGCCUUUCACCUGUCACGUCAAGGAAGCUCAGGUCUGAGUCCUGUCCCCUCGCAGUCGCCAACUAACCCUAUGGGCAACGGCGGGUUUGCACCUGGGGGCGCCAUACGAGGAGGCAUCCCGGCUGGCUUCAAACCGCCGCAGAGACCCACCCCCUCGUUUCCGGCGCAAUCAGAACCUUCACUUCCCAGCAAUCGCCUUGGCAAGAAGUUCAAGUUCAAGCUUUCUGACAUCCAGGGAGGUGGUGGGGCCCCGGGCUCAGCACCUGCCGCUGUCGCUGCGCCGCCAAAGCCAACAAACCAGAUGCAGCAGUUUGAAGAGUACAUCGAUUCGGAACGUGGCUAUCUGACAUUCAAGAACAAGGCUGUCAUAACGAACAAGGGCGUCAACUUCGAAGAUGGAACCGUCUUCAGGAUAUCACUCGACGAGGUUGAGAAGCUGGACGAGCUGGGCAAGGGUAACUACGGUACCGUCUACAAAGUCCGACACUCAAAACCGCGCGUGCCUCGGUUUGGCCCCGGACUCUCUGGUGCGGCCAGGCUGAACAUGUCGACUAGCUCGUUAUCGGAUACAAGUGCAGCAGGCGAGGACGAAGGGGCUGCUUCCGGCGUAGUAAUGGCUAUGAAGGAGAUUCGACUGGAGCUCGACGAGGCAAAGCUUGGCACAAUCCUGAAGGAGCUGGUCAUCCUACACGAGUGUGCCUCGCCAUACAUCAUUGACUUUUAUGGAGCAUUCUUCCAGGAGAGCGCCGUCUACAUGUGUCUGGAGUACAUGGACGGUGGCUCAAUCGACAAGCUUUACUCUGGCGGCAUCCCAGAGACUGUUCUGCAGAAGAUCACAUACUGCACCGUCAUGGGCCUGAAAGAGCUCAAGGACAAACACAACAUCAUCCAUCGCGACGUCAAGCCAACGAAUAUCCUCGCCAACUCUCGGGGCCAAGUCAAGAUCUGCGAUUUUGGUGUCAGUGGUAACCUGGUCGCCAGUAUUGCCAAGACAAAUAUCGGUUGCCAGAGCUACAUGGCCCCCGAACGCAUUUCCGGCGGCAGUUUCAUGACGCAGGGCGCUUCAGACGGCACAUAUAGCGUGCAGAGCGAUAUCUGGAGUCUGGGUCUCACUAUCAUCGAGUGUGCCAUGGGCAAAUAUCCCUACCCUCCGGACGUCUCUGCCACCAUUUUCAGCCAGCUCAGCGCGAUUGUUGAUGGGGAGCCCCCGGAUCUCCCGGAGGAGGGAUACUCCGAAACUGCUCGGACGUUUGUGCACGGGUGCCUGAACAAGAUCCCCAAGCUCCGCCCGACGUAUCAGGCGCUGCUUGCGUCAGAGUGGCUGCAAAGCCUGGCGAAGCCGGAAACGAUCACGGAAGAGGAAGAGGAGGAAGAGGAGAACGAUGCCAGCGCGCAGGCCCUGGAGAACGCGGCAAACAAUCUCGACCUCAGCCGGUCCACGACCGAGGAUGCCGAGGUCGCAGCCUGGGUCCAGAGCGUGUUGGCGAAGAAGGUGGCGGGCGAGUACGGCGAGCCCGCGACGAAGCCGCCGUUGCAUGCCGCUCCGCUGGACCAAGUAAGUCCGCUGGCAAGCCCGCAUGCGGAGAGAGUAUAG
Molecule: messenger RNA, 1902 nt
Organism: Microdochium trichocladiopsis
Lineage: Eukaryota; Fungi; Ascomycota; Sordariomycetes; Xylariales; Microdochiaceae
Product: map kinase
Exons: 2
Coding region: 1-1902 (633 amino acids)
Biological process (GO): cellular hyperosmotic response; MAPK cascade; protein phosphorylation
Molecular function (GO): MAP kinase kinase activity; ATP binding
Source: RefSeq, a predicted model, not a curated record